AUGCCGCGACGCCAACGUGCCUCCGAGCCUCACACCCGCGCCGCGACGCGCUUUCCUCGGGCCGCCUCCGACGCAUUUAGGCAUCACGCAUCACACAUCACCUCGCCGCCCUUGUGCAUCGUCAUUGCUACCGUGCCAGCCAGCCAGCCAGCCAGCCAUCCAGCCCAGCGGAGCCGCCGCGGUCCUGCAGCAGCAGCAGCAGCAGCAGCGGUCCCGUUCCCGGUCCCGGCCUGCAGCAGCGGUCCCACCGGCAGCAGCCAGCCACUCCUCCUCCUGUGGCAGCAGCAGCAGCAGCAGCGGUCCAGCCAGCAGCAGCAGCAGCAGCCUCGGCCCCGUCCGCGGCAGCAGCAGCUGCGGCGUUCCUGCCACCCGCCGUCGCCGUCGCCGUCGCCGUCGCCGUCCGACCCUGGUCGUCCGACCCUGGUCUUCUGUGCUUCAUGA
Molecule: messenger RNA, 441 nt
Organism: Schistocerca piceifrons (Central American locust)
Lineage: Eukaryota; Metazoa; Arthropoda; Insecta; Orthoptera; Acrididae
Product: probable serine/threonine-protein kinase DDB_G0281745
Exons: 3
Coding region: 1-441 (146 amino acids)
Source: RefSeq, a predicted model, not a curated record